Molecule: messenger RNA, 5276 nt
Organism: Lingula anatina
Lineage: Eukaryota; Metazoa; Brachiopoda; Lingulata; Lingulida; Lingulidae
Product: 3'-5' exoribonuclease HELZ2-like
Molecular function (GO): RNA nuclease activity; zinc ion binding; ATP hydrolysis activity
Source: RefSeq, a predicted model, not a curated record
AUCGAUAGAAUUACUUCCGCAAAGACAAAUACCGGUGCACUCAGUGUGUCUUCAAUUUACUACAUUUUGCAACCAAAGGAGACUUAUUUUAUAACAGAUUUGACUCGAGAUAGAUUUGUGGUGUGCAACUUUCACAUUGAAAGAUAAUGGGAAUCUCAGUUGAGGCAUGGAGGCUGAGAAUAGGUUGUUUUACACACUCUUCCUCGGCCAGCAGUGAAGAUGACCCUCACAGAAACAGCCACCGGAAACGAAAGUGUAGAACCACAAAUCAUGAUUGUGUAGCCAAGGUCUUGCCUGUUGAACAAAAUGAGGAGUUGCCCAGUGCCCUAGGGGCUAAAAGAUUGAAAACAGCCUCUCCUAGAAAAUCCUUUGCACAGCAGUUAUGCGCUUAUAUUCCAAAUCUCAGAGGGCACCUGUCAGCCGGCCUGAGACUGCUGUUGUUAAUAGGACUACUGUUGCUGGUGGCAGGAGAUGUGGAGGCCAACCCAGGACCCAGUACAACACCUGGUUCUGAACAGAACAAUGGGGAAGAUCCUGCCAAAGAAGAACUGCAAGCUCAAUCCACAUCCCCAGGACAACCAGAAGCUCAUGACAAAGAAAUUGCCAAAUAUGAGGAGGAGGUUAUGGUGUAUUUGGAGCGUGGCAAAGAACCAUUUAAAAGAGGGGAAUUUGAUGUUGCUGCAGAGCAUCUAAGCAGAGCACUGGAAUAUGUGGAGAAAUUCCACCUGCAGAAAGGCAUUUGUAUCACCCCCCAUCAACUGCUGGUUGAUGUUUAUUUUAAUCGCUGUCUUUGUUAUCAGAUGAUGGGUGAAGGCCAUUAUCUAAUGGCAUUGAAAGACCUGCACAAAGCCAUUGUGUACUGCAGUGAAAUUACUAUCAUGAGAAUUGAUGAAUUCCGUAUCCGAGGGGAUAUACUGUUAAGCAUGAUCAGCAGACAAAUUAGGGUAUACAAUGACAGAAAUCAGGUUGAGGAAGCGAAAAGACUUAUUGAUGUCAUGAAAAAAGAUGGCAUCAUUGGGUUCAACAAACAAGAAUACACGAAAGCCUUAGCAAUAUACAGUAAGGCAUGCAAACUGGCUCACCUCUUGUGCAACUGGAGAGAGAAAGAUGCAGACGUGAUUCUGGCCGAUGUACAAGUGAGGUUUGCAGAAGCAUUGUUCACGUGGAACACUGUUUUAGGGCUUCAUCUUCAGCGUGUGUUUCGUAUGAUAUCAAUGAAAUUCCAGGAAUGCCUUGACCUGAUGGAAGAUGUAUAUCAGUCAGAAUUGGUCAACAACAUUAAGAUGAAAGCCCAUUUCUACAGGGCACAAUGCUUUUGCAUGUCUAAGAUGUAUAAAGAAGCCAAAGAAGCUAUUGAUACAGCUUUGCAGCUAGCCAAAGAAGUCAGAGAUUUAGAAAAUUUAAAGGAAAAGGAUAUGCUUGAACUGAGAAAACUCUGCACUGAAGAAAUGGAAGCCAUUAGCGGCUCACAGACUGCAGUGAAUGAGGAAUGGUUGGAGGGUACAAACAUUGCGGAGGGGAUCAGGGCUAAGAGGCAUCAAGAAAAAAUACGUAAGCGUUACCAAGAAUCGAAGACCCUAAAAGUAAAGAAGAUAAAGUACAAGCAAGUACCCAGAAAGCCAGAAGCAGGAAGACAACAACUGAAAGCAGUGUCUGCACCUGCACCAGUGAAAGCAAAAGAAGACAAUUUACCUCAGAGAACUGAUGAAAGAGAGAUAAUUAGCAAAUUGGAUAAGCUCACAGAUACAUCUAUUCCUGAUGACAGAAAGAAGAGCGAUGCACCAUUAGAGUACAAACUGACCACGAGAGGAAGUGGAAUUUCAUCGAGAGACUCUGAACAGGUGGUUGGGAUCAAAGCAAAUUUUCCUUUACAAGAUGUAAGGAUACAACUGGCAUGCUCCUCUUGCUGUGUUGAAUCUGAAAACAGUGGGGAUGCUUACUGGUAUGACUGGAAGGCUCAUGAAAAUUGCUACGAAGACCGUUUACUACUUCAGCGCAAGGGUGGGAAACUAUGGUUGUGGAUCAAGGCUCCUUUAUACAAUACUUUUACUGACCUUUGCAAAACUCAUUUGCAUGGGAGAUCUUCACCUUUUCCAGUUAAGAAAUGCAAAUAUCCCCACAGCAAAGAGGAAAAGAUUUUGUGGAAAAAGGAACAAAGGCAUGAGUUCAAGAUUCUUAAUUUUAUUGAUGAACUCCGGUAUGCUUAUCAUCCCAAACCAAAAACUCCACAAGAACUGAUACAGAAAUAUGGAGGAAAAUUAGUUUUUGUAUGUCGCAAGUGCUUUUUCAUGAAACCGACAGUUAUCAGUUGGAAAGUGAAAGAUAAAGAUUGCUGUGAAAAUGGGCAUCGCUGGAAAGUUGAGGGGUUUUUACUUGUACAUGAAAGUAUUGUUGGCACAGGAAGAAACCGCAUUCCAAUAAGAGAAAGACCAACUGGUUAUGCUGAAAGUGAUAUGUACCAAAGAUGUGCCAAAGGAAUUUGUACUGAAGGAGAUUGCCCAAAGGCACAUUUUGAUAUUGAAAGGGAUGUAUGGCAUCUAGAAACAAUCAAUAAUUGGACCAGAAAAGACUUCAUACGAAAUCUGAAGAAAUUAAAUUCUCAUGACAAGAAAACCACAACAAUGAAAAAUACACUUGGAACAGUCAUAGAAAAUACAGAAGUGUUGUCAGCAAGAAUCCAACAUUUGGACUGCAUAUCAUCUGCAAGUACAUUUACACCAGCUAGUGAAGUCAAGUGUCAGGAGAAGGUGCAGUAUGCUUGUCGUAAAUGUUACAUCAAAAACCGAAAUCUCAUUGUUGGUCCAUCAGUGGAUUUUAGGUUUUGUGACAAGCAGUUGCAUCCAUGGAACCCAGAUACUUAUUUGUGUGUUGCCCUCCAGGAAGAUGGAAAAUAUUGUGAAAUAAGGGAAUUGCCAGAUGUCAAGAGAGACCAGUUUGACCUGUGUGUCAACAUUAAAAGCUCUAAUCGCUGCUUCAGGGGAAAGGAGUGUACCUAUGCUCACUCUCCUAUGGAGAAAUUGCUGUGGGAAUGGAUGCAGAAAAAUGGUGUUCUCAGUCUGGAAGAAUUGGUGAUUGCAUCUGAAAGAUCUCAAUCCAGUCUAGCACCAAAACAGGAUGGAGAUGAUGUGACAGAGCACAGAAUUCCUGGCACUAGAUUCUGCUUCCCAAAGUUCUACUGCAAGUAUUGCUACAAGGAGUGCAACAGUAAGAUACAGUUGGAGAGACAUUUCAGCUCACAGAAACAUAAGUCUGUGCUCUCCCAGCUGAACAGGAGCGAUCAGCCGUGGAAUUGCCGGGAACCACCACCUAAUUUGAUAGACUUUAAGCUUUGCAAAAGGCAUUGUGAAGAUGGAGAAACCUGUUUGUACUCUGGGGUUGAAGACCAUCUGAAUCUCUGCCCGUUUGCACAUUCUGAAGAGGAACUUGGUGAAUGGAAUCAGAGAGCCGCACAGAAAGAUGCCUUGAGGAAUCUUAUGAAAGAGACCAAAGUUUAUCCCUACCUCAACCAGGUUUAUGAGGAUUACUUAGCAGUGAAAGAUACAGAAAAAGAAAAAAAUUUAAUUGUGUAUGAUAUGAAAGGUAUUGACAUCACACCAAAUCCACAGACAGAAGAUGGCAAGCAAUUUCUUCACAAACAGUUUCAAGAUAAGAUAAAGAAUGAUAAGGGUUACACAUUUACUGUCAAAGUAGAUACUAGCAAAGUGGAUCUGAAGCUGGAGAGAGCCUCCCUUUUACUGUUCAAGCACAGAGAUCACUUUGGUAUAGAGACUGAUGGAGGUGACACUGUACAACUCAUCGCUGGAGACUCGGUGUGCAGCAAUGUGGAUAACAAUACAUAUGAACUCCGAGUGUUGUUUAAGACCUUCAUUUUUGGAACUUUUGAGCAAAUUUUGUUACUGGACUUUGGUCAGAGGCCUUUUCUUGGUGUUUCUUUAAAAGUUGAUGUUGGCACUGAACAGGCGUUAAAGAAACUUUUUAAAGUAAGAAAGUUACAGCAAAUGCCAAGAGGUCAUGUUAUUUCUGAUUAUAUCCCUUGUGCUAGUAAUCCAAGUCCUCUGCAGGAGGUUGUGAGGAAACAUUUGCAAAACAUAUGGGAUUCUUCUUAUAACUUGACAUCACUUGAUAAGAAAGAGUUGAAUCGUCAUAACUAUGUUGGUGUUAUGCAUCAACUGCUGUUGGAAGAACAAAAGGAGCAGGCUAGCCUUGUACAGGGUUGUAGAAUAAAGGCAGGGACUGAAGUCAUGACACGUCUCCCUCUUUCUCUCCACCACAUCAAAACAGACAAACACCUUUUUGCUAAAAUUUCCAUGGAUGAAAACCUUCUUCAGUUUGGCAGGGAAACUGUAGAGCUGCUCCUCACUUCAGUUAGCCAAGGUUAUAUUCAGCUGGUUACGUCUCCAAGUUCAGAGUUUUAUGAAGUAGAGGUGUUGAACUACCAAGACUUUAUAGACAAAGGUCGAACUAGAGACUCCAUCUAUCUUGCCUUGUCCGACCAGUGUUGCCAAGAUCUGCAUUUGAUCCCAGACACCUGUACAUAUUUGACAGUGCAGUUCAAGUUAGAUGUGACAAAUUUUCAGCUUAUGCACUUAGCCCUGGAAAGACUUGAUGCAAAUCUUGAUGUUUUCUUCCCUGACUACACUCUUGAUCAGCCAAUGAGGGACUGCCUACCUGGGGAAUUGAAAAAGAUACAUGGUCUGGAAGAGAAAAAGGUAGAUAUAUUAAAAAAUAUACUUUCUGAACCAGUGGGGGAUUUGCAGAUUCCACCUACCAUUAUCCUUGGUGCAUUUGGAACUGGCAAAACAUAUAUUCUGAAAGAAGCAGUGGCACUGCUGAUGAAAGAUACUUCAAAAAGAGUCCUGAUAUGCUGCAAGUUCGAUAGUGCUGCAGAUCUGUAUGUGUCUUUUAUUGAACACAAACUGAAGGAACACUCCAAACAAGCAAGCAAACAUGACCAUCCUUUGAGAAUAUAUGGAAUAGAGAAAGAGAAGGGUAACAAGGAUGUCAAGUACUCAGUUUGUACCAGGCCAUCGCAGGAACAGCUUGAUAGACAUAGGAUUAUAAUAACAACACUGUCUGCAUCCAUGCUGUUAAAGUUUGGACCUUCAGAGGCACUGGUCUUUACCCACAUUUUCAUCGAUGAAGCAGGACAAGCAUUAGAGCCUGAAUUGAAAUUGGAUCAGAAAAAUGUGUUCCUCCUCUCUCAUUUUGGGUCACAAGAGGUGAGGAGAAGAGGUCUGGAGCAUCCUACUACAACAUUCCUGAGGCCAAAGAAGUAG